AUGGACUUCUCCGACGAUCCCUUCUUCGCCGACAUCCAGUGGCGGAUCCUGCGCCUCAUCGCUGACGACGACGACGGGGAAGAACCAUCGGCGGCUGGGGAGAAGAGAAGCGCCGCCACCGCCACCGCCACCGAGCAGAAGGGUCGCCGCCGCCGUGGGGUGUCUCCUCCGGCGAGGCUGAUCGGGCCUGCGCCGCCGUCGAAGAGGGAGGGGACUGGGGUGUUUAUCCCGGGAAGAAGUGUGCCACCUCCAUGGAAUAGAUAA
Spirodela intermedia is the source of this 264-nucleotide messenger RNA. The record is from the annotation of a GenBank genome assembly. Lineage: Eukaryota; Viridiplantae; Streptophyta; Magnoliopsida; Alismatales; Araceae.